AUGCCGCAGGAGGGCCAGAAGUAUCCCUACCACGUCGGCUUGGUGGGGGAUAUCGGGCAGACACCCGUGUCCAACUCCAGCAUGCACCUGCUCUCCCAGCUGAACCCGGAACUGGUGCUGAUGACUGGAGACCUGUCCUACGCUGACGGCUUUUUUCCACGCUGGGAUUCCUUUGGCAUCAUGUUCGAGCCGCUGGGCGCCCGCGUGCCCUCCAUGACUUGCCCGGGGAACCACGAGUACGCCACCGCCGAGGCCUUCAAAAGCUUCGCGGUGCGGUACCCCAUGCCUUACGAGCAAUCUGGCUCCCACGAUGCCACCUACUGGAGCCGAGACAUUGGGCCGAUGCAUGUGGUGUCCCUGAACAGCUACGGCUCCACGCACUCCGGGAGCUUCCAGUACAAGUGGCUGGAGCGCGACCUCAAGAACUUCGACCGCACCAAGACGCCGUGGCUGGUAGCACCUUGGCAGGUCCCAGUUUGA
This is a messenger RNA of Effrenium voratum, 480 nucleotides long. The record is from the annotation of a GenBank genome assembly. Lineage: Eukaryota; Dinophyceae; Suessiales; Symbiodiniaceae.